Malassezia vespertilionis is the source of this 2487-nucleotide messenger RNA. RefSeq lists its product as uncharacterized. The transcript is spliced from 2 exons. Gene Ontology annotation, biological process: clathrin coat assembly; clathrin-dependent endocytosis; vesicle budding from membrane. NCBI's taxonomy places the organism in Eukaryota, Fungi, Basidiomycota, Malasseziomycetes, Malasseziales, Malasseziaceae. Gene Ontology annotation, cellular component: clathrin-coated vesicle; clathrin-coated pit. Gene Ontology annotation, molecular function: SNARE binding; phosphatidylinositol-4,5-bisphosphate binding; 1-phosphatidylinositol binding. The record is from RefSeq and is a predicted model, not a curated record. Bases 1 to 2487 code for a protein of 828 amino acids.
AUGUCCAAUUAUGACAAGUUAGUCAAAGGAGCGACAAAGCCUAAGCAGGAGCUUCCAAAGCCUAAGUACAUGCACCCAAUUCUGGCGGCGCCGGCGACUAGUGAGCAUGCAUUGCAGUCCGUGUUCCGGUCACUGUCCUAUCGCCUUCAGGAUCCGAGCAGCACGGUGGUGUUCAAAACGCUGAUUGUAGUCCACUCGCUGUUGCGGUCGAAGAAUUCAUUCACUGUACUCUCGUACCUCGCGGGCGAUCCCAGUGCGCUGCGCCUGCAGCGUGCCGCGACGGGCGGACUAAUGGAGUACACGUACUCCAAGACUUUGGCUCGCUAUGCCACCUACUUGGAGAGCAGGAUUGUGGCAUUUAAUGAGCUUGGCUACGAUGUUGUACAGGCGAGUCAGCGAGACCGCUUUACAAAGCUGCGCAAGAUGAGCGUUUCCAAAGGGCUUUUGCGCGAAAUUGCACUGAUCCAGCGUGUGAUGAAAUCGGCGCUAGAGUGCAGUUUCUUUACCGAGGAAGUGCAGGAUCCACUGACAUUGUCUGCAUUGCAAAUGACAUUGAAAGACAUGCUCGCACAUUACAUGGGCAUGAACGAAGGCAUUAUAAAUAUGCUCCAGCACUAUUUCGAUAUGAAUGCGCGCGAUGCGGAGCGGUCAUUGGAGCUGUACCGCCGCUUUGCGUGGCAGACGGAGCGUGUUGUCUCGUUCCUGGAUAUGGCGCGGCGUGCAUCGCCGGUACUGCGUGAAGCAAUCCCGCACUUGAAUCAUGCACCGCUCGAGCUUGCUGGUGCGUUGGAAGAUUACCUAAACGAUCCCAACUUUGAUAAGAACCGCGAAGAGUACAAGCGCAAUCGCGAGCAAAGAAGCGGCAGCAGGACGGCGGCACAGAACUCCAAGGCCUCGGGUACUGCGCCUGUGCAGCGUGAGGUGGAGCAGGCACAGCACCUAGACAAGGACGCAGCGCCGCAAAAAGAGCCAAGCGCGCCCGCGAGCACCAAACCAAACCUCUCUGCCUUUGACGACUUUUUUGAGUCACUUGAGCAACCAAACAACACACCAUUCCAAGCCGCGUACGCGUCUUUUUCAGGCUUCAAUGCACAGCCGGAUUGGUAUGGUAUGCAAAUGACACCGACUGGAGGGUACGCUGCGUUCGGUGCACAGCCCACCGGAUUCAAUCCAUUCGCACCGAUGGGGAUGAUGCCUACCGGCGCGAUGCCGAUGAUGCAGCAGCAAGCGACUGGGCACAACCCAUUUGGAAUGCAGCCGAUGCAUACAGGACAAGCGCCACUGAUGCCACAGCAUACAAUGGCCACCACACCGUUCGACUCCAUUUUUGGGCAAAGGUCAAUGACGUCCGGCGCGCAAACCCGCAACGCAUCUUUUUCGGUCCCAACACAGGGAACGAUGCAAGCGCAAAGCACGGGCAUGCACACAGCGAUGCCCGUACAAAAAGAGCCAACUGGAAUGCCAACAGAGCACACUGCUUUUUCGCGGCCCGAAGCAACGCAGCGCAACGUCUCGUUAUCUGAGCCGCCCAAAGAGUCACCUGCACCUGCGCCUGCGCGGCUCAAGACGCAAAAGACGGGCUCGAUGAAUCCGUUUUCGAUUCCAAGUGACUUUGAGGAGCCUGUGCCAGUGGUUCAGCAGCCAAAGCAGCCUUCACUGAACGAUAUGGCACGCAAUGCAUGGGCUGGGACACAGAUACAGUCAGAGGAGCUAGAACCGAGUGCACAAAGCAACUUGGCGCCACAACAAACAGGUAUGCUGAGCAGUAUCGCUUCCGAGUUUGCACGUCCACAAGCGCCGAAUAGUGCCCAGGGACCUGUUCAGCUCCCCGCGCAGUCCACGAAUCUUGCAAAUGCGUUUAGUGCACCGGAACAACAAGCAAAUGCACUUGAUGUGGGCGCUUUGUCGCACACCGGCGCACCGCGCGAUUCGCAAUCGGGCGCAAUAAUGGGUGCACAAGCCACGGAGCUAAACAGCGGCGCGCCAAGACUGCAGUCCGAAAGCAUAGGACCCCAACUGACCGGGCUCUCAAACCUCUCUAGCAGCCUCGGUACCAAUCUCCCCAACCUCCAUACCGGACUCGGAAGAGCGCAAGGUCUUGGCGCGCAGCCAACCAACCUGCGACUUGGCUCUUUUAGCUCUUCGAGCACAGGCCUUGGCGCGCAGCAUCCGGUCCUUGGCGCGCAGCAUCCGGUCCUUGGCACGGGCCGCAGCUCUAGCAUCUCCUCCGUCGGACAGUUCGGCGCACAAGGCCAGCAGUCGCUGCAAAUGGGCCUGCGCUCGCCGCUCGGUACAGGUGCGUCGGGCCUUCAGGCACAAGCAACGGGCCUUGGACACGCCGCAUUCAGCCCCACCGGCCAAUCGACACUGCCUGCCACACUUGCAGGGAUCAAACCAUUUGAGCCCUCCAGUACUUUUGGGCACAGCCUUUUUAAUCAGCAGACCACCGGCACCCCAGCACCGACGCAGGAUCUCUUGCAGCUCUAA